Stegodyphus dumicola is the source of this 1675-nucleotide messenger RNA. Its product is annotated as peroxisomal acyl-coenzyme A oxidase 3-like. NCBI's taxonomy places the organism in Eukaryota, Metazoa, Arthropoda, Arachnida, Araneae, Eresidae. Gene Ontology annotation, biological process: lipid homeostasis; fatty acid beta-oxidation using acyl-CoA oxidase. The record is from RefSeq and is a predicted model, not a curated record. Gene Ontology annotation, molecular function: fatty acid binding; pristanoyl-CoA oxidase activity; FAD binding. Gene Ontology annotation, cellular component: peroxisome.
AAGACAUGUUUCUUUAGUGUUUGAUAGAAAUCAAGUCCGAUGAUCUCACUAACUUUUACAUAGGAUGCAUUGCCCAAAAUUCAGGUGCUGAUAAGUCAACCUUGCUAACUCUGUAAAUUCGCGUAUCAUCCUAAAAUAUUGCAGCAAGACAGUGGUUAAAAAUAAUAGAGCGCCGUCUUGUGUGUAAAAUAAAAACGAAUGUGAUAAUUUAUUGACCUUCAUAAGAACAGUACAUUUAACUUUAUCCUGAAACAUACGAUUGCACUAAAAAAAAAAAAAAAACAAGAUCGAAAACAAUGAGUUGACAUCGAAACAUGUUACGAAGGUUAGUUUUACCUUUGAAGUUUAGAAGUUCACAGUAAUGUAUUGAAAGACUGCGAGUUCAAUAGAAAGGAAAUAUUCGCCUUUCGAAAAAUCAGUCAAAUGUUCCAUGAUGUAUGAUUUUAAAGUACAUUUUAGAGCUUAAUUUACAGGUAAACAAUUUUGAACAUUGGCACGAUAUAACGAGUAGUAGUCCGAAUAAAUAAUGUCAAACUAUCAAUCUGAAUUGAAAAUGGACCGUGAAAGAAACGUCAAAAGUCUUUUAGAAGACUUCGCUCCAGGUCCUUUAGAUCAUUAUCGAAAGAAAGCAAAAUUUGAUUGGAAAGAAAUGAAGGUGUUGAUGGAAGGGGAAGAAAUGCUAAAAUUACAGAUGAAGAUAUGGAGAACAUUGGAGAAGGAUCCAUUGUUUCAGCGAUCGCCAACAGAGGAGUUAUCUUCUCAACAGCAUCGGCAUUUAUGUUUUCAAAGGAUGAAACGCCUUAUGGAAUAUCAGUUUUAUACUUAUGAAGAAUUUUUAGCUAACCCUCUUUUAGCUCAAGGUCUCCUUAUUAGUAUUGGAAUGUACGAUUGGUCCCUUUGUACCAAACGAUCAGUUUCUUUUGAGUAUUUUGUUGGAGCUUUAAGAAGUUCUGGUGUUAAAAAACAUUUAGAUCUAAUGAAGGAUCUGGAGAAAUUUGAGAUGAUAGGUUGCUUUGCUUUAACUGAACUCAGUCAUGGAACAAAUACAAGGAAGAUGAGGACCACAUCUACAUAUGACCCUACUACACAAGAAUUUGUGCUGAAUACCCCAGAUCUUGAGGCAACUAAAGUGUGGAUUGGAAGCAUAGGACAAACUGCAACGCAUGCCAUUCUUUAUGCUCAGCUAUAUACUCCUGAUAAGAAAUGCCAUGGAUUGCAUGCAUUUAUUGUACCUAUUCGAGACCCCAAAACAUUGUUGCCUUAUAAAGGAAUAACUGUUGGUGAUAUGGGACCUAAACUGGGCUUGAAUGGUGUUGAUAAUGGAUUUAUUUCCUUCACUAACUACAGAAUACCAAGGGAAAGUUUGCUGAGUAGAACAGGUGAUGUUACUCCUGAUGGUCGCUAUGUGACUCCUUUUAAUGAUCCAAAUAAGCGAUUUGGUGCAUCAAUGGGAACGUUAUCACUUGGAAGAGUGUUUAUCAUCAAUAUGUGUUUAACAAAUCUUCAAAAAUGUUUGCCUAUUUCAAUACGUUAUUCAGCUCUGCGGAAGCAGUUUGGACCUGCUGGAAAGGAAGAAUGGCCAGUUUUGGAAUAUCAACUCCAGGUAAAUUAUUUUCCUUCUAAAUAUACACAGUCCAGUCAUAUUAACGUGACCACCUGUCAAAAGCCAAAAUAA